UGAGAGAGUUGACAGAGCCUCCUUUUAUAGUCUAUCUGCUAAGAAAAACUAUACCUUAGUACUGUGAGUGUGGGAGACUAGAGUGCGAGUGAGACUAGUCUAUUUUCCGCCAUUAUUUUGUCCGUACAUACCAUAUUGUCAAAGCUACAACCUUUGGAUUAUCACAAACGGCACCGGCUUAACCUAUUUUCUUUACUUUUAUCAUCUAUUUGCCUGCCCAGAAGCUCCGUCACCAUUGACCACUCUGCAAGCUUUCUAAAUCUCCAUUUUUCAUAUCUCAAUAACUACUCACUGGGGUACACGUACACCAUCACGACUCCAGCUUUUAUGACUAUGAGGAGGUUGUGAGAUACAUUUGUUCUGAUGAUUCAGUUACAUACCCUUUUUCAUAUUUUCCUAGCAUUUGAUGGUGCCUUUUCAUUGUAGAUACCAUUAGGUCUCGUAGUCUCAGUUAUCUCAAAUUCAACUCUGUUCCAUUUUUGCGGAGAGGAGCUUGUUUAUCUCCUCUUUCUCUUGUUAAGGAUUAAGGUGUGAGCAUUUUGGGUUGAGCCUUAUCAUCCCCUGAUAAUUAUCAAGUCAAUAAGAUACGAAGAAGCAGUGUAGCUGCCUUUGACUGAGAUUUUACUGGUUCAGUGCAAAUGGAGUUUCAAAGGCCUUCAAAUGAUGGAACUGAUCGUUGCUGUUUAACUUUUCUUAGAAUGGUUAGGGGUCUGUUUUGUUUGCUUGUGCUUAUUUUAACAGCAUUCAUGAUGUUAGUGUAUUGUGGCUUUAUGGGUGCUGUUAUAAUCCGAUUAGUAAGCAUAUAUUACAGCAGAAAAGUGACAUCCUUCUUCUUUGGUGCUUGGCUAGCUUUGUGGCCUUUCCUUUUUGAAAAGAUAAACAAGACUAAAGUCAUUUUUUCUGGAGAAACUCUUCCUGCUAAGGAACGUGUUUUGCUUAUUGCAAACCAUAGAACUGAAGUCGAUUGGAUGUACUUGUGGGACCUUGCAUGGCGAAAGGGAAGAGUGGGUUACAUAAAGUAUAUUCUAAAAAGCAGUUUGAUGAAGCUACCUUUAUUUGGUUGGUCAUUCCAAAUAUUGGAGUUCAUCCCCGUUGUGAGGAAGUGGGAGGUUGAUGAAUCUAUCAUGCGCCAAAUGCUUUCAACUUUUAAGGAUCCCAAAGAUCCUCUCUGGCUUGCUCUUUUCCCAGAAGGCACAGAUUACACUGAGCAGAAGUGCAUUCGUAGUCAGAGAUAUGCUGCAGAGAAUGGCCUACCGAUCCUAAAUAACGUGUUAAUUCCAAAAACAAAGGGUUUCUUUUCUUGUUUGGAAGGGUUAAGAGGAUCUAUCAAUGCAGUUUAUGAUAUAGCUAUUGCUUACAAGCAUGACUGCCCAACAUUUAUGGACAAUGUCUAUGGAGUGGCUCCUGCAGAAGUUCAUAUCCAUGUUCGACGCGUCUCUAUUGACAGCAUCCCGACUUCAGAAAACGAGGUCAAUACUUGGUUAAUCAACACAUUCCAUCUUAAGGAUCAGUUGCUCUCUGAUUUUCAUGCUCAAGGCCACUUCCCCAACGAAGGAACAGAACAGGACCUCUCUACUGCAAAGUGCCUAGUUAAUUUUGGGGCAGUAGCUCUCUUGACCAGCAUAUGUACGUACUUCACUUUUUUCUCCUCAAUUUGGUUUAAAGUUUACGUGUUCUUAGUGUGUGCAUAUCUUACAUGCGCUACCUAUUUCAACAUUCGACCAGUGCCUAUUGUUCACCUUGUCAAAUCUCUUUUUAAAAGCAAAUCAUCUUAACUCUCUCAUUUCUGUACCUCUAAUGUGAAUCCAAAUUCUUUACACAAAAAAAAAAAAGGCAUGGUCACAGUUUUGUAAUAGAUUUCUGCUGAUGAGGGUAACUUUUGAGAAUGCUUAUACCAAGUUCUUUGUUGGAAA
Humulus lupulus (European hop) is the source of this 1913-nucleotide messenger RNA. Its product is annotated as probable 1-acyl-sn-glycerol-3-phosphate acyltransferase 5. Lineage: Eukaryota; Viridiplantae; Streptophyta; Magnoliopsida; Rosales; Cannabaceae. Gene Ontology annotation, cellular component: endomembrane system. Gene Ontology annotation, molecular function: acyltransferase activity. The coding region runs from base 639 to 1775 and encodes 378 amino acids. The transcript has 4 exons. The record is from RefSeq and is a predicted model, not a curated record.